AUGAGUUUCAACGAAAAGCCGUCUUCAACCUGGUUUCAGAGGACCUUGAAACAAAUUCAAAGCAUACUGGUUCACAUAUUGGCUUCAAGUUUUCAGGUGCAAACCCUGAUGCUGGCUCCAGUUUUGAUGUUAAUGAUGUCAGUGUCUGGUGAUGGAAUGCUUGGUCCAAUGGAUGUUAUUGGUGAUCAAGUGUCGGUAGAAACUGUUCAGGUGGUAAAGAACGAUCAAAAUGUUUCUUAUCAAGAGUUAAGUAGGAGCUCUGCAAGUGGAGCCAAUCAAGGAACUGGACAGAUUGAUAGUAAGGUUUUGAAUCCAGAAACGUUGAAGGUAAACUCGUUAAGAGUUUUUGAUGCAGUUGUAUCAGACUUUGAUAUUUUAGAACUUUUCGAUUCCUCAGAAAAAGGCUUGAGUACCGUGAAUAAAACUUUUAUGGCCCCGGUGCUACUAUGA
Messenger RNA from Lodderomyces pseudojiufengensis, 450 nucleotides. RefSeq lists its product as uncharacterized. The transcript has a single exon. The coding region runs from base 1 to 450 and encodes 149 amino acids. The record is from RefSeq and is a predicted model, not a curated record. Lineage: Eukaryota; Fungi; Ascomycota; Pichiomycetes; Serinales; Debaryomycetaceae.